AUGAAGAAAGGAAUUUUUGAGGGUUUGGAGGGGAUACUUAGUUCAAAUUACUGGCCGGCAGACAGAAAUGAAACUUUUAUUAGUGGAUUUUCAAUUGAUGUCUUUGAGGCUGCAGCGAAGCAACUACUUUAUCGCCUCCCAUAUGUGUUUUUACCCUACUAUGGUUCAUAUGAUGAAAUGGUGGCAGAAGUUCACAACAAGAGCCUGGAUGCAGGUGUAGGUGACACAGAAAUAAUGGUGGAUCGUUAUGUUUAUGCAGAAUUUUCGCAGCCAUAUAUCGAAUCCGGGCUGGUAAUGGUGGUGACAGUAAAACCAGGCGUGAAAGAUAAAGGAUUCGUUGUUGUAGAUGCCUUCAAGAAAGAAAUGUGGAUUCAGAUGGCGGCUAUGAGCAUGUCCUCAGUAGUUGAUAUAUGGUUAAUUAAAUAUGCUAACAACAACCCGGAUAUAACAGGAUUAUUCUGGCAGCUAUUAAGUUCCAUGCUAUGA
Molecule: messenger RNA, 486 nt
Organism: Fraxinus pennsylvanica
Lineage: Eukaryota; Viridiplantae; Streptophyta; Magnoliopsida; Lamiales; Oleaceae
Source: the annotation of a GenBank genome assembly